CGCGCACCCAGGCGCGCACCCACCCUCCACCUACACUUAAUACGCGCGCACGUCUCUCCCCACCCGGGAUUGAACGCACUGUCGCUCCCGGCUCGCUAGGCUAGAGGGACAAAGUUACCUUACACACUUCCCAGCUCGGUCCCCUGACCCUCUUUGUCACACACUCAGUUAUCCCCCACACUCUCCCAGUGGUUGCACGACCUUUGCUUGCCCCUGCUGGGCCACGUCCUUGCGACCCUGCCCCAGCCACCCCUCCGUUCGUUCUCUGCACUGCUCUCUCUGUGGUGGGGCACACUCGCGACCACUUUACACGCGCGUGCGCGCACACACACUCUGCGACACUCGCACACCCCUCCCGCCGGCGCCGAUGACCUCACGGCGCGCGCGCGGCGCGGCCCGGCGAGGCCGCAGAUUGGUUGGCCGCGCCUCCGCGGCACUUCAAAGCCGGAGAGGGAGCUACAAUUGUGGCGGAAUGGGCGGAACUGAUCAUUGUAUUGCACACCUCUAAAAAAAACACUGCCUCUGAUUUAUCAAUAUAAAAAAGAUCCUCUGAGAGGAGGAGGGCGCUUCUGUGUGAUGGCAACUUCACUUCUAGGGGAAGAACCGAGGUUGGGAUCCACUCCUCUGGCCAUGCUUGCUGCUACCUGUAAUAAGAUCGGCAGCCCCAGUCCGUCUCCCUCCUCCCUGUCGGACAGCUCUUCUUCCUUCGGUAAAGGCUUCCACCCCUGGAAACGCUCUUCGUCCUCCUCCUCCAGCAGCUGCAACGUAGUGGGUUCCAGUCUCUCCAGCUUCGGCGUGUCUGGGGCCUCCCGGAACGGCGGCUCGUCCUCGGCCGCAGCGGCGGCGGCGGCGGCGGCAGCAGCGGCCGCGGCCCUGGUGUCCGACUCGUUUAGCUGCGGCGGCUCUCCGGGCUCCAGCGCCUUCUCCCUCACCUCCAGCAGCGCCGCCGCCGCGGCCGCAGCAGCGGCAGCCGCGGCCUCCAGCUCGCCCUUCGCCAACGACUACUCCGUGUUCCAGGCCCCGGGCGUCUCGGGGGGCAGCGGCGGCGGCGGCGGGGGUGGUGGCGGCGGUUCCGGGGCACACUCGCAGGACGGUUCCCAUCAGCCGGUGUUCAUCUCCAAGGUGCACACGUCGGUGGACGGGCUGCAGGGCAUCUACCCACGCGUGGGCAUGGCGCAUCCGUACGAAUCGUGGUUCAAGCCCUCGCACCCGGGCCUGGGCGCCGCGGGCGACGUGGGCUCCGCGGGCGCCUCCAGCUGGUGGGACGUGGGCGCUGGCUGGAUCGACGUGCAGAACCCCAACGGGGCGGCUGCGCUGCCUGGCUCGCUGCACCCGGCCGCCGGGGGUCUUCAAACGUCGCUGCACUCGCCGCUCGGAGGCUAUAACUCGGAUUACUCGGGCCUGAGCCACUCGGCUUUCAGCAGUGGUGCCUCGUCUCACCUGCUCAGCCCGGCGGGCCAGCACCUCAUGGACGGCUUCAAGCCAGUACUGCCCGGCUCCUACCCCGAUUCGGCCCCGUCGCCGCUGGCCGGCGCCGGAAGCUCCAUGCUGAGCGCGGGGCCCGCAGCGCCGCUGGGGGGCUCCCCACGCUCUUCCGCGCGCCGCUACUCGGGCCGCGCCACCUGCGAUUGCCCCAACUGCCAGGAGGCUGAGCGGCUGGGCCCCGCGGGGGCGAGCCUGCGGCGCAAGGGGCUGCACAGCUGCCACAUCCCGGGCUGCGGCAAGGUGUACGGCAAGACGUCGCACCUGAAGGCGCACCUGCGCUGGCACACGGGCGAGCGGCCGUUCGUGUGCAACUGGCUGUUCUGCGGCAAGCGCUUCACGCGCUCUGACGAGCUGCAGCGGCACCUGCGGACCCACACGGGCGAGAAGCGCUUCGCCUGCCCGGUGUGCAACAAGCGCUUCAUGCGCAGCGACCACCUGAGCAAGCAUGUGAAGACGCACAGUGGCGGCGGCGGCUCGGCGGGCUCCAGCGGCGGCAAGAAAGGCAGCGACACCGAUAGCGAGCACAGCGCGGCGGGCAGCCCGCCUUGCCACUCCCCCGAGCUGCUGCAGACCCCGGAACCCGGCCACCGCAACGGCCUGGAGUGACUGUUCCGCAGCCUCCCACCUGGGUCCUGUCUGGCUUGUAUGCCUGGCCUGGGCUCCAGUGUCGGCUCACUGUCUCGCGCUCUCUCCCCGACUCCCUGUCCCUCUCUCCGGCUUCCCUCUCCUACUUUAUUAAAGGGAUGUGGACAGUAAGUAAGCACGCACCGGUGGCUGGAGCCCUGGCUCCCUCCUGCACGGUGACAGCGAGACCGGGCGCAGUGGGAACCCGCUCCUCCAGCUCCGGGUUGGCGGAACUUUGAGGGGGCAGAAGCCUCUGGAGUUAGGACAGGAUGAAUGGGAUGUCUGGUAGACCCCCGGCCUCUUGGGCUGCGGAAAGCGCAGUGCUCAGCCAGCUUGAGCAGGAGCUGUGGGGAGGCAGAGGCUGGAGGUCAGGCAAGGCACUCCGGCCUGGACCCGCGAGCGCGCCCCUUGGGCAGCUGUCCCACUUUGAGCACUACCCUGCGCGCAGGCCUGCUACACCCUGACCGGGUGAGCAGAAUUUAGCUCUUCCAGCUCAGCUCUGCCUAGUUCUUUGUGCCCUGCGGGUGAACCGCUGCGAGUCCUGUGAAGGGGAAUCAAUGCCGCUACCGUCUUUCAUCUUUGUGACUUUUUUUUUUUAACUGAAAAAAUGAGAGGAAAAAAUAAACAAGCAACCUUCCUCUUAGCUUCCGGUUUAGAUAAUUUUCCUCUGCCUGUGAGCACGUCUUUCUCUCCAAACUGCUAAUAUUGAUUCCAAAGUUAUUUUGAUCGCAGUAACUUAUGGGGUGGGGGUGGGAGUGAGGGUAGGUGUCUUUUUCUUAUGCAAAAAUACCCCCUUUCCGGUGAGACCAGAUUAACUAUCUUCGUGUUUGUCCUUUUCUACCUCGUUUCACCAUUCCCGAGCAUAGUCUCCCAAUCUUUUUUUUUUCUCCCCCUUUGGUUUAGUCCAAUAGUCAAUUUAUCUAAUCAUUUCUGUAAAUUAUUGCAAGUCAUUGAAUAUCUUAGGAUUAAAUUUUUUUCUUUGUGAUUUAAACUCAAGUGAAGAAGCUAUCGUUUAUUUCAGAUGAGGCUGUAGUUUAAAUGCCAAAAGAGGGAAAUAGGAAAUAAAAUUAAAAUUCUUUGUAAAAUAUAUCUGAACCUAAUGGUUUGUACAACUGGAAAAUCGUUCUAGAUUAGUUUCCCGUUAAACAUGACUCCGCCGGUGUGAGGUGUGAGGUACAUUGUCCAGGAGACGAUUUUGUAUAGUAUUUUUCUUGUACAUUACUUCUGAUAAAUAUUUGAAAAUAUAUUGAAGUAAACUUGAUUUUUUUUCUUUUUUGUCAGAAGAAAAUAUUAAGAGUUAUUGCUGAGGUUCUGAUGAGCUGCAGGUUUUUUUGAACUCAAUUCUGGAGGUGCAGAGCCACACACGCACUUUCCGGGCCUAGUUUUGCUCGAAUAUGAAUUUAGAUAGGUAUCAAGCUGUAACUAAGACACUAUUUGAUAAAUGUUGGAUGACAUUUAAUUUAAUGGCGCAUGUACUUAUUUGCAUUUGCUGGCAGUUCAGGCAUAGUUAAAGUGAGAGUUCUAUACUUCAUAAUAACGGGGUCUGCCAAACCCAUGUAUUAAAUAAAUUGUCCAAGUGAUACUCGACUAACUUUGGCCUUUGUGUAUUUCCUGAAGGUGAUAUUGUUAACUGUUGACAAACACUCCUGACACUACAUUUAAGUGUUGUUUGCAGAGUCUGCAAACUAACUAUUCAUUGUAAUGUUGAAAUAAUUUGGAUAUUUCACAUUGAAAUGAAAAGCCUUUCUCUGGAACAUUUUAGACUUGCAUUUUAAAUGCAUGAAAUGUAAUUGAUUUAUUUGUAAUAUUUUAAAUGGUAUUAAUAAACUCAGAUAAAAGACUA
Peromyscus californicus insignis is the source of this 3952-nucleotide messenger RNA. It is a transcript of the gene Sp8, whose product is annotated as Sp8 transcription factor. Gene Ontology annotation, biological process: regulation of transcription by RNA polymerase II. Lineage: Eukaryota; Metazoa; Chordata; Mammalia; Rodentia; Cricetidae. Gene Ontology annotation, molecular function: RNA polymerase II cis-regulatory region sequence-specific DNA binding; DNA-binding transcription factor activity, RNA polymerase II-specific. The record is from RefSeq and is a predicted model, not a curated record. Bases 577 to 2091 code for a protein of 504 amino acids. The transcript is spliced from 2 exons.